This is a messenger RNA of Monopterus albus (swamp eel), 2435 nucleotides long. It is a transcript of the gene tfa, whose product is annotated as transferrin-a. Gene Ontology annotation, biological process: iron ion transport; antibacterial humoral response. Lineage: Eukaryota; Metazoa; Chordata; Actinopteri; Synbranchiformes; Synbranchidae. The coding region runs from base 66 to 2135 and encodes 689 amino acids. The transcript has 17 exons. Gene Ontology annotation, cellular component: recycling endosome; extracellular region; early endosome. The record is from RefSeq and is a predicted model, not a curated record.
CUAUAAAAGCCUGAGUUUCCUCCCUGACCCUCUGCUCUGCUGAUCUGGAGACCCCACCGUCCAACAUGAAGCCUCUCCUCCUUGUGGCGCUGCUCGGAUACCUCGCCACCGUGUUCGCGGCUGACCAGGUGAAAUGGUGCGUCACGUCGGAAGCAGAACUUCGGAAAUGUACUGACCUUAGCGCCAAAGCCCCUGUUUUCUCCUGCGUGAGAAAAGAAAACAACCUUGCGUGCAUCGUUGCAAUCAAGGCUGGAGAGGCAGAUGCCAUCACUUUGGAUGGAGGGGACCUUUACAUUGCUGGACUGAUUAACUACGACCUGCAUCCCAUUAUUGCUGAGCACUACGGACCUUCUUCAGAAGCCUGUUACUACGCUGUUGCCGUGGUGAAGAAGGGCACAGGAUUUGGCAUCAAUGAGCUCAAGGGGAAGAAAUCCUGCCACACUGGGAUAUGGAAAUCUGCAGGCUGGGUCCUUCCCGUAGGAACUCUGGUGUCCAUGGAUAUAAUUCAGUGGAAAGGCAUCGAAGACAAACCUGUGGAGGAGGCUGUAAGUGACUUCUUCGUGGCCAGCUGUGUUCCAGGGGCAACAAGGGGCUCCAAACUGUGUCAGCUGUGUAAGGGAGACUGUUCCAAGUCCCCCAAUGAGCCCUACAAUGACUACGAAGGAGCUUUCCUGUGUCUGAAAGAGGAUGCUGGUCAAGUGGCAUUUGUGAAGCACCUCACUGUACCAGAUGCUGAAAAGAAUGGGUAUGAGCUGCUAUGCCUGGACAACACCAGAGCACCUAUCGACAGCUAUAAAACCUGCCACCUGGCCAGAGUACCAGCUCAUGCUGUUGUCACCCGCAAGGACCCACAGCUGGCUGAAUUAAUCUGGAACAGCCUCAGCUCAGUUCAGGGCUUUAGCCUCUUCUCCUCUGAAAGCUAUGGAGUGAAGAACCUGUUGUUCAAGGACUCAACACAGAACCUGGUGCGGCUGCCCCCAAACACAGACUCCUUCCUGUAUCUGGGUGCUCAAUACAUGAGUGUUAUGCGUUCCAUUAAGAAAGAACUGACUGGAAGCACUUCACCCAAUACUAUUGAAUGGUGUAAUGUGGGCCACGCUGAGACGGCCAAGUGUGAUGCAUGGAGCGUUAACAGUGUGGAUGAGGAAGGCAACGCCGCAAUUGAAUGCCGCAGUGCCCCCACAGUUGAAGAGUGUCUGAAAAAGAUUAUGCAUAAAGAGGCUGAUGCAAUGGCAAUAGAUGGAGGACAGGUGUACACAGCUGGGAAAUGUGGCCUGGUUCCUGUUAUGAUGGAGCAGUAUGAAGCUGGCGGGUGCAGCAACAGUAAUGUCAGGACAGCUUCUUACUAUGCUGUCGCCGUGGUAAAGAAGGAGUCUGGACUGACCUGGGAAACCCUGAAGGGCAAAAAGUCUUGCCACACAGGUGUUGGCAGAACAGCUGGUUGGAACAUCCCCAUGGGUUUCAUCCACAAACAGACUAAUGACUGUGACUUCACUAAGUUCUUCUCUAGCGGCUGUGCCCCUGGAUCAGACCCCGCCUCUCCUUUCUGUCGUCAGUGUAUUGGCAGUGGCAAAGCUGUGGGAGAUGAGUCCAAGUGCAAAGCCAAUACUGAUGAGCAGUACUAUGGCUAUGCCGGAGCCUUUAGAUGUCUCGUUGAUGGUGCUGGUGAUGUUGCCUUUGUUAAACAUUCAACACCUGGAGAAAACAGUGAUGGUAAGGGUCCAGACUGGGCUCAAAAUGUGAAAUCUAGUGACUAUGUGCUGAUCUGCCCUGGGAAGGAUCCAGUGCCAGUCAGUGAUUUCGUAUCAUGCAACCUAGCGGUAGUUCCCACACACGCUGUGGUGACUCGGCCAGAGACUCGCAACAAGGUGGUCAACGUUCUCUUGAAACAGCAGGCCUUGUUUGGAUCUGGUGCCAGUGAUUCCUCAUUUAAAAUGUUCCAGUCAGAAGGAGGAAAGAACCUCCUCUUCAAGGACUCCACACUGUGUCUCCAGGAGGUUCCACCUGGAACAAGCUAUGACAAGUUUUUGGAGGAAGGCUACAUGACUGCCAUGAGAUCACUCAGACAGUGCAGUGAAACUGCUCCAGAUCUGGAGAAAAUAUGCACUUCCCAUACCUGUCAGCAACAAGACUAGUGGUGACCAUGGACUAUGCAAUGCCUCAGACAGCUCUCAGCCUUAGCUACAUUUCCCACACUUGACCCAGCAAUUGCAUUGUGUAUUUUCUUACCAGUCUUGUUAUAGAUCUGUUUUUAGAAGAAUUAACAGAUGGACUGCCACAACCUACAAGUCAACUAUUAUGUGACCAGUCCUGUCCACAUGUACAGUAGCUAUUUUCAAUGUGUUUAAACAAACCUAUCCUUCUUAUUACAUUAGCUACUGUAUGUUUUGUUAACAGGUCCCUCACUUUUCCCAAAUAAAGCCUUUUUAAUGCUC